UUACACUUAAAUGUAUAAUAGUUUAUGUCAAUUCAGGGAAUCCUGACUAAUAACCACUAAAGAAAAGAAUAGACGUAAAAUAUAAGACCUCCUUAAAAGUAAAAUGCCGCCUUUGGGAUUUUUUUUUAUUUUUAGAAGUUGUCAGAUAAGAUAUUGAGAGGAGGAGGAGGGACAACACAGUGGAAACGCAGGUAGGACGGGUAAAGUGUCGUGUUACCUGGAUUUAGUUUUGCUUUGUCAGAAGACCUCGGGUUAUUAGGAAGAAGCUCCUUUCUAAACUGCGCUGCAACAACACUCGGCACGGUACACCGGCACAUUUUAUUACAGCGUUGGGAUCACAGAGGUGGAGGCCAGGCGUCCUUCAAGCUAGAUUCAGUUACGCAGGUGUAGAUUGAAAAGGGGAGGGAGACCGGAAGGGAGACCGGGACAGGAUCGCUCCAGGUUUUCCUGUUAAAACCAGGAAAAGGUGACAAAAAGGUGACAAAAGGCAGAAGAAGAAUAUAGAGGACAGCACCUACUGAGGAAAGGGCAGUGGUAUUCUAUUUACCGAAAAAAAGGACAAGUGCAUCCAUCAUGGGGAAAUCUCAGUCAUCAAUUCAGGAACCAGCAGAUAUCGACAUACCACUUAAUCCGAGGAUGCCAAUUCCACAACAAGUUGUUUGCAAAAAACCCAUGACGAACUCAACACCUCAAACAGAAAAGGCGUUGAAGAGGAGGAAAAUAUUAAUCUGGAUUCUGAUAGCAGUUGUGAUUUUGGGCAUAUUGGUCACUGCAGGAUAUUUUGUUAAGAAGCUAAUUGAAAGCAAUUACUACUACUGCACACGCUCAGCACAGUUCAUCCCAAUCGCUAAAUCCUGUGAUGGGAACAUUGAUUGCGUUUAUGGAGAAGAUGAGGUUUAUUGUUCGACAGAAUUCAAAGCAAACGACACAUUUCCAGUGCGUCUAAUUUCUGCUGAGCGUGUCCUCCAAGUAUUCAAUGGCAAAACAUGGGUGACCGUCUGCAACGACGACUGGAGCACACAGCACACCGAGACCGCUUGCAAACAACUAGGAUACACAAAUUCCCCAACAAGCAAAAAUGUCUAUGUCAGCUCCUUGCCGUCUCCUUUAAAAACUGGACCGUUCACGGCAGUCAGGAUCGGGAGUGGAAGCACACCAGUACAUCAGGCAACCAUUGACCGCAGCGUGUGCCGCACUGGAUCUGUGGUCUCUUUGACGUGCUCAGAUUGUGGAGUGGGGGGCAAUCUGGAGCGCAUCGUUGGUGGCGUGGAUGCCCAUAUAGAGGAAUAUCCCUGGCAAGUGAGCCUGCAGAAUGGCGGGCACAGAUGUGGCGGCUCACUGGUGUCAUCACGCUGGAUUGUCACUGCCGCCCACUGCUUUAGCAGUAACAAAGAGCUGAGUCGGUGGACAGUGAUGUCAGGAGAGACAUACUUGACCACAUUAGGAGGCUCUUCUGUGGACAAGAUCAUAAUCCAUGAUCAAUACGAUGAAGCCAGUAGCGACUACGACUUGGCAAUGAUGAGGCUGAGCAGCCCGAUCUCAGUGGGAGAUAAACGUAAGCCGGUGUGUCUCCCUCCUAAAGACCUUCUCCUUCCUGACAAGGCUCCUGUGGUUGUUUCAGGCUGGGGACUGCUGAGAGAAAAUGGGAAAAUUUCAACUACACUGCAAAAGGCUAAUAUUGAGAUGAUUGAUCGAAAUACAUGUUCCAGUAUUUAUGCCACCAUGCUAUCGCAAAGAAUGGUCUGUGCUGGCAACUUGAAGGGAGGCGUGGAUUCCUGCCAGGGCGAUAGCGGAGGCCCCUUGGUGUAUCUUUCCGCCUCUCAGUGGUAUCUGGUGGGAGUGGUGAGCUGGGGCGAUGGCUGCGCGCGGGAAAACCGGCCUGGCGUCUACAGCAACGUGGAUAACAUGCUCAACUGGAUCUAUGCAGUCAUUGAGAAAAACCCAUGAUGUUCCACCGUGACUGGAGCCACUAGAUGGAUUUCAGGCAUUUUUACCUGAGACAGACUGUGAAGCUCAAAGUUCUUGUUUUAGCACUGCUGUAUGGAAAAAAGAGGACUUUGAGGGAGAAGAGAGGAAUAUGCGCAUCUACUGUCAAUGAAACAUUUGCAUUGCCCUGAGCCACAAAAGUAUGGAUGCAGACAUAUUCAUUUUCACAGAUUGUGCCAUUAUGUCUGUAUUUACCUCAGGGAACAUGCUUAUUUUUGUUUCCUUCUGUUGCCUAUUUAAGGUCUCAAAAAGUAUUGUAGCUUUUGUUUUUUCUUUCUUUAUUCUGGAAGCACUUUUUGGCAAAACAAGCCAGUCAGAGCAGAUUCAGUGACGUGUGUUUUGCAAUAAUGGAUGCUUUUAUGGUGCUGGAUUUGUGACCCUUCUCUCCACUUAAGACCCAAUAAUGCCCGAUUUUUACAGGCAAGGAUAUUUUAGUCUAAUUGAAAAAGAAAUAGCAUUUUAUUGUAUCACAGUGACUCAUUAAUACUCGCAUGAAAUAUUUAAAAGUGCAGGUCAAAUAAUUUUUGCCUUUCCAUGUAAAUUAAAUGUUGUUGUUGCUGUUAACAUUUAUUUGGUUUUAACAUAUACUUGUAAAUAGUCUGUAAAUAUGAUCAACUUUUUCCUCACCUUGGAGGCUGUUGUGUUGAAGUGAGAAUAAAACUGGGAAAUUAA
Molecule: messenger RNA, 2658 nt
Organism: Xiphophorus maculatus (southern platyfish)
Lineage: Eukaryota; Metazoa; Chordata; Actinopteri; Cyprinodontiformes; Poeciliidae
Gene: tmprss4a
Product: transmembrane protease serine 4-like
Exons: 13
Coding region: 574-1947 (457 amino acids)
Biological process (GO): proteolysis
Cellular component (GO): membrane
Molecular function (GO): serine-type endopeptidase activity; protein binding
Source: RefSeq, a predicted model, not a curated record